Opisthorchis viverrini is the source of this 2103-nucleotide messenger RNA. RefSeq lists its product as hypothetical. Lineage: Eukaryota; Metazoa; Platyhelminthes; Trematoda; Opisthorchiida; Opisthorchiidae. The record is from RefSeq and is a predicted model, not a curated record. The transcript is spliced from 17 exons. Gene Ontology annotation, molecular function: nucleic acid binding; RNA methyltransferase activity. Gene Ontology annotation, biological process: RNA processing. The coding region runs from base 1 to 2019 and encodes 672 amino acids.
AUGCUGCAUUGGAGCACAAAUGAGGCAUCAAACCGAAAAGCCCUAUUAGAGCUAACUCACUGGUUUAGGCGCGAACUUACUGACCUGAAGGCCAGUGGUUCAAACUCGACCUCUGCAUCUCGACUGCACUUCUCUGGGCUUGGGCAACCCAGCACAGAGGUAACCGCUGAACAAGCGAAUUCCCUAGAUCCGUCAGUUUUGCCUGACACAGUGGAGCAACCCAAUAUCAAAUGUGACUGCUUUCGACUUCUGCACACGGGGCAAUCAAUCGCCAGUCGACCGCAACGUCCAGGGUGUGAUCACCCCGACUGUCCAUACCAAUAUCUUCAGCGGGAUACGUUCACCUCAGAGGCCUACAAGAUCCAACUGAAGAAUAUACAUAAGUACACUGGAUUCAAGCAACUGAAGAAGCUGUUGGAUUCAUUGAACGUCAAAUAUAGGAAAGUAAAACUUCUGCCUGAGGUUACUUUCAUCACAUUUUGCACGAUUGAAGAUCGUGAUGCGGCGAUCGCUAUUCUGGAUGGUUACGUUUGGCGUGGCAAAUCGUUCGAAGCUAAGGUGGCAAUCGGCAAAGCCGACCCGUUGCUGCACAAAAGACAUGCAACCGCGGAUGGUUUUGAAGCGGCUGGUGGGAAACGGACAUGUGUCAGCGAGGCUCUGUCUUCUGCAGAUCAAGCCGACCGACUCCGAGAUAUCGUAACCCCCCUGUACCGACUACCCUAUAACCCGGAUCAAUUGUUAGAGAAAAACAAUCACGUGAUCUCUAUCCUGGCUCUGAUGCGAACCAGGUUAAUCGAAUCAAACCCAUCCAUAAGCGAUUCACUUCUCACGCUUGGCCUGCAGCGAGAUUCUUCCGACAAAUUGUGCGCUUGCCCUCUCUUGGAAAUUGUCCCCUCGCCCAUCACAGCAGAAUAUCGGAACAAAUCUGAGUUGACUAUUGGAUGCGACUUGGAAGGACAAGGUCCAAUUGUAGGUUUUCGUCUAACCAAAUACCGCGAUGGCCUCACAGCUGUUGGUUCAUUCCAUCACGUAGACAUAUUGCCCAAGAGUACUGUCAGCAUUUUGGACGAAGUUCAAAGGUUCAUAGACUCUUUUCGGAAUGUGCAGUCCGAAUCACGCUGUCCUACCUUGACCACCUACGAUCCGAUCACACAUAGCGGACACUGGCGUCAUCUUCUCAUACGUGAAUCUCGGCUGGGCGAUCUUUUGCUGCUGCUUGACAUACACCCACAGCAAUUGAAACAGGAGGAAAUGGACUACCUUUGUGAACGUUUUCGCAAUUGGUUUGUCGAUAAUUCCGGUCAGGUUGAUCCAAAAGUCACUUCGCUCUACUUCUCGACUCGCCGCAACACAUCCGAAAAGUUCGACACUUCCAAUACACGCUUGCUAUUUGGCAAAGAUCAUAUCGUCGAAAAAUGUUGUGGUUUGGAAUUUCGAAUAUCGUUAGAUGCGUUUUUCCAAGUCAACACUUUGGCAGCAGAACUGCUAUAUGAGGAGGUUUCGAAAUUCGCAUCUGGUGCUUACGACAACUUCAGCGGUACACAUUCCAACACGGAUUGCUCUCAAAGCGACAAAGACCAGCCAAGUACACCAGCUUCUGAUUGUCAUAGAACCACUUACUUACUGGAUAUUUGCUGUGGAACUGGAACGAUCGCCCUUUGUAUUGAAAACGCUCAGUUCUAUGCUGGGCAAGCGGACAAGGUCUUGUUCGAUGUGAUGUCCACAAUACCGAAAGAGAGUAACAUCGUGGCUGUUGUUGAUCCACCUCGUUCCGGAAUACGUAACACUGUGAUUCAGACCCUUCGGCGCUGCACUCGUCUUGAACGGAUUGUGUAUGUGUCUUGCAACUUGGAGGCCGCAAUGCAAGAUUUCAUCGAUUUUGCCCGCCCAACCUCGAACAGGUUUCAAGGAGCGCCGUUUAUCCCGACGCUAGCGCGACCAGUCGAUCUCUUCCCACAAACUCGCCAUGUGGAAGUUGUGAUUCUGUUGCAACGCAUCAGGUAUCCUCAAACUUCGUGAGCAAUUUAUGGUACCUUCUUUUACAACUUGCUGUAUUCUGCAAUGAAACGAAACCUAACCUAAAAAAUACACUGUGUAACAAUG